Olea europaea var. sylvestris is the source of this 967-nucleotide messenger RNA. Its product is annotated as COX assembly mitochondrial protein 2 homolog. Bases 459 to 725 code for a protein of 88 amino acids. The record is from RefSeq and is a predicted model, not a curated record. Lineage: Eukaryota; Viridiplantae; Streptophyta; Magnoliopsida; Lamiales; Oleaceae. The transcript has 4 exons. Gene Ontology annotation, cellular component: mitochondrion.
GCUAAGCUAAAAAUUGCGGCAGAGGCAAAAGGGAACACGUUCACCACUCCCUGGCACCAAUUUAUCUUGUAUGCCAGUGAUUUCUAUUCAAUUUCGUCAUCAACAAAGCAGGAAGGUAGUACCGGAUUUUUAUUACUGUAAAAACCGGCUUUAUAUGCUGAAAUCGCAUUCGAUCUGAUCGUUGUGAACGAGUUAAUUUCAACUCAACUCCUUAUAAUUUGUUUAUUUUUUCCGAAAUUGAUAUUUCUUGAUGGUAAUCUUCUUCCAGCAACAGUGAUUUUUUUCGACAACAUUUCUCUUGAAUUUUCGAGGCUGUUUUUCUCCCUGUCUUUGAAUAAAGAACCCAGGUCGCUCAGCCCCAGUCAGGGACCUUAAUGUCAUAUUGCUUUUUUCUUUUCUCCUCAAAUCGAAACUUAUGAAGUGUACUUGUAAGGUUUGAAUACGUAGGAAAUAAGAAGAUGCAUCCUCCUCUAACAAUCCAUAGGCACCCAAUGUGUGCUGAAAUUAUUGAACUGUUCCAAAAGUGCCAUACGGAGCAUCCUAUUGGUAAAUUUUUUGGUGACUGCACUGAUCUGAAAAUAAAGCUUGAUAAGUGUUUCCGCCAGGAGAAAGCUGUGAAGCGGAAGGCAAAUUUUGAAGAGAGCAAAAAGUUGAAAGAGAGGUUACAAGCAUACAGGAAGGAAAAUGCUGAGAAUAGAACUGAAAACAAUUUUGUGCAAGCAUAAUGUGGAAUCCAAAUAUGGAUAUGCCAGUGUAAAGUUGACGAGCAGAAGAAGUUAUUAAGUAUGGGUAGAAAAAGAUGCGUCGAACAGGUUGCAGUUUAAAAUGAAGAUAUUCUUGAAUACCAAUUGUAACAUGUUCCUUAUGGAGCUUUAGUAUUGGAGAAACUUUAUGCAGUGUUAAACUUGAUGAGAGUAUUAUUAAAAUUUCUUUGGCCAUUGAAGGCUAGAAAACUAUCUUUUCCUCA